Beta vulgaris subsp. vulgaris (sugar beet) is the source of this 840-nucleotide messenger RNA. RefSeq lists its product as uncharacterized. The coding region runs from base 1 to 840 and encodes 279 amino acids. The transcript has a single exon. The record is from RefSeq and is a predicted model, not a curated record. NCBI's taxonomy places the organism in Eukaryota, Viridiplantae, Streptophyta, Magnoliopsida, Caryophyllales, Amaranthaceae.
AUGGAGGAUAGAAUUGGGGCUCCUAUUAGAAGUAAUGAAUGUAUGGAGUUCAGAAGGUGUGUGGAUAACUGUCAGAUGGAUGAUAUGAAAGCUACAGGCUGCUUCUACACUUGGAAUAACAAGCAAAGUGGAGAGGCUCGAGUUUUUUCCAAGAUAGACAGAGUGAUGUGCAAUGUAGAGUGGAUCUUAGCUUACCAAUUCAAUGAGGCCAUGUUUCACCCUGAGGGAGACUUUGAUCAUAGUCCUAUGGUGUUGAUCUCUCACCCUGGGAUUCAAUCUGGAAAGAAGCCAUUCAGAUAUUUUGCCAUGUGGAAGAAUGCUGCAAAUUUUGAAACCAUAGUCCAGAGUAGCUGGAAUGAAAUGAUUGUGGGCACUCCUAUGUUCAGGGUUACUCAGAAGCUGAAGAGAGUGAAGAUUAAGCUUAAGCAAUUGAACAAGGAGGGAUUCUCUGAUUUACAAGCAAAGGAAAUAGCUACUGCUGAGUCUUUGAGAGAAUGCCAGACUUUGUUACAUCAAUUUCCCGAAGAUUUGGAGUUGAGAAGGAAGGAAUCACAAGUUGCACAGGAGCAUAGAGUAGCUCAUGAUUCUUAUAUGGCUUUUCUUCAACAAAAAGCUAAAUGUGCCUGGCUCAAAGAUGGAGAUGCUAAUACAAAAGUUUUUCACAGACAUAUCAAAAAGAGACAGAUCAAAAAUGCAGUGUUUGGGAUUCAUAAUGAGAGAGGUGAAUGGGUUAGUCAACCAGAUCAGAUUAAUCAAGCUUUUUUGGACUAUUAUCAGUCUUUGCUGGGGACUACUAUGCCAGAUAGGAGGAAGGUCAAGAGGAACAUUGUAGCAGCAUGA